Molecule: messenger RNA, 1005 nt
Organism: Fukomys damarensis (Damara mole-rat)
Lineage: Eukaryota; Metazoa; Chordata; Mammalia; Rodentia; Bathyergidae
Product: neuroblastoma breakpoint family member 6-like protein
Exons: 9
Coding region: 1-1005 (334 amino acids)
Source: RefSeq, a predicted model, not a curated record
AUGGGAGUACCUGUCGUCCCUUCUUGUCAUCCACAGACUGGAUUGGGUAGUUCAGAAACUGAACAGGAACUACAACAGCAGCUGGAGGAGAGUAAGGAGAAGUUUUAUGAACUCCAAGGACGUUUCCUUGUGUCUGAAGCUACUGUCUAUGCCAUGGCUAACGAGCUUCAAAAACACAAUUGUCGGAAGUUCAAAGACAUCGUUGAGUCUGUUCUGGGUGAGAAGCUGCUGUACAGGGAAACAAGGCUGACACAGAAGCUCAGGCUGGCCCAGAAUUUGAGGGAAUGCAGUUUCCAAUUUCAAGAGCAAGACCAGAAGCUGGCCCUGUUUCAGCAGAAAUUACAACAGGGGAGAGAUGCCGCGUUUCUACUGUGUCAGCAUCUCAAGGACCUCUUCACCUGGGAUCACCUUCAUAGCAGCCAGGGUCACGGCUUCCGUGAGCUACUGAUUGAAGCUGAAGGCUGGCAGAGGACCUUGUAUAAAUGCUUAGCUCAGAUAUUUGAGAACCAUAAAGAUGAAGAGAAGAAAAAAGAAUAUGAAUCACUGUACCCCAGGAUGAGCCGUGAGGGAGCAAACAAGGAAAAAGUCCAACAAGUCCUGCAGCACUCAUUGCUUGGACAACCCAAAUCUGCCUCUCAGAACUGCGAUCUGUGCACCCAGCAGCCUCCUUGGACCACUGGCUACCUGAAAGGUGAUCAUGAGUUCUCCUAUUUCCUGGAAGAAGCUUAUACUCAGGAUGUUGAGAACCAAGAGAAAGAGGAAGCGCCAGGUGUGCACAGGAACGUCCCAGAAAAGGAGGAUAAGGAUAAUGUGCCACAGGACAAAUUGGAUGAGAACUUGUUGGCUUUUUCCCAUUGCCUGGACUUGUGUGAUUCCCAGCAGUCUGAUAAGAGCCCAGAAUCCCUGACUGAGAAGCAUGUAGCUCCCUCCAAUUUGAAUGUGGCGACUGUUGAAAUUCACCCUUACGCUUUGAUUGACAACCACGUGGGCAGCUGUGGGUUCUAA